Molecule: messenger RNA, 1744 nt
Organism: Abrus precatorius (Indian licorice)
Lineage: Eukaryota; Viridiplantae; Streptophyta; Magnoliopsida; Fabales; Fabaceae
Product: berberine bridge enzyme-like 13
Exons: 1
Coding region: 23-1654 (543 amino acids)
Molecular function (GO): oxidoreductase activity; FAD binding
Source: RefSeq, a predicted model, not a curated record
CAAAACCUGAGAGCACAAAACCAUGUUGUCACCAACUUCACACUUGCCAAUUUUAAUCCUCCUGUUAUCAGUUUCAUUGGCAGCUCCAGCUUCAAUUGAUGAAAAUUUUGUCCAAUGUCUCAGCUUCUAUUCAGACAAAGCAGCUCCAUUUUAUGCAUCAAUUUACACUCCAAAAAAUGCUUCAUUUACCAACUUCCUUCAAUCCUCUGCACAGAACCUAAGGUAUUUGGUGCCUUCAGCACCAAAACCUGAGUUUAUAUUCACACCCUUGACAGAUUCUCAUGUCCAACUGGCUGUGACAUGCUCAAAGAAACUUGGUAUUCAUCUGAGAGUACGAAGUGGUGGCCAUGACUAUGAAGGACUCUCGUAUGUUUCUGAAGUUGAAAGCCCUUUUAUCAUAGUUGAUUUGUCUAAGCUUAGAGCCAUCAAUGUUGAUAUUGAUGACAACAAUGCUUGGAUUCAAGCUGGUGCCACUAUUGGCGAAGUCUAUUAUAGAAUAUCUGAGAAAAGUGCAGUUCAUGGCUUCCCUGCAGGCCUUUGCACAAGCUUAGGCAUUGGGGGGCACAUUACAGGUGGUGCAUAUGGAUCCAUGAUGAGAAAGUAUGGCCUUGGAGCUGACAAUGUCUUAGAUGCAAGAAUAGUUGAUGCCAAUGGCAAAAUCCUUGAUAGGGAAGGCAUGGGGGAAGACCUAUUUUGGGCUAUUAGAGGAGGUGGAGGAGCAAGCUUUGGUAUCCUUCUUUGGUGGAAGAUAAAGCUGGUUCCUGUGCCAGAAACUGUGACAGUUUUUACAGUUACAAAAACUCUAGAGCAAGAUGCAACCAAGGUUAUUCAUAGGUGGCAGGAAGUGGCACCCUAUAUUGAUGAGGAUCUCUUCAUCAGAGUCAUCAUCCAACCAGCUACAAUUGCAAACAAAACUGAGAGAACUAUCACAACUUCUUACAAUGCUCUCUUUCUUGGUGGUGCUGAAAGACUCCUCCAAGUCAUGAAGGAUAGUUUUCCUGAAUUGGGCUUGACCAAAAGAGAUUGCUUGGAAACUAGCUGGAUAAAAUCAGUGCUCUAUAUUGCUGGUUAUCCAAAUGAUACUCCUCCUGAAGUUCUUCUUGACGGGAAAUCAACAUUCAAGAACUACUUCAAAGCCAAGUCAGAUUUUGUGAGAGAACCAAUACCAGAAACUGGGCUUCAAGGAUUAUGGCAAAGGUUGCUAGAAGAGGAUAGUCCUUUGAUGAUUUGGAACCCAUAUGGUGGAAUGAUGAGCAAAUUUUCAGAAUCUGAUAUUCCCUUCCCUCACAGAAAUGGAACACUUUACAAAAUCCAGUACUUAUCUCUUUGGCAAGAAGGGGAUAAGAAUGCCUCAAAGCAUAUAGAUUGGAUUAGGAAGCUUUACAACUACAUGACUCCUUAUGUGUCUAAGUUCCCAAGGGAAGCAUAUGUGAACUAUAGAGAUCUUGAUUUGGGAAUGAACAAGAAGAACAGCACAAGCUACAUACAAGCAAGUGCUUGGGGCAAUAUGUAUUUCAAGGAUAAUUUUAACAGGUUGGUGAAAAUAAAGACCAGAGUGGAUCCUGAUAAUGUGUUCAGGCAUGAGCAGAGCAUUCCACCGCUUCCAGUUUCAAAUAUGAGGCUAAAAGACAAGAAAUGUAAGACAUGGGAAUAAGGCAUUGUAUCGCUAGUCAUUGGGGGGGGGGGGGGGGGGGGGUUUCUAUAAAUUUGUUAUGGGGUUGAUUAGCUAAUCUAGAUGAAUAAA